Knipowitschia caucasica is the source of this 3477-nucleotide messenger RNA. NCBI's taxonomy places the organism in Eukaryota, Metazoa, Chordata, Actinopteri, Gobiiformes, Gobiidae. The record is from the annotation of a GenBank genome assembly.
AUGACCCUGAUGUUACCCUGUUCCCUCAGUGCUCACCCCGCUCUCCUGCCCCCACCCCCUUCCCUGAGAGCCCCUCUGCCCCCCUCCUCCGUCCCCUCGGCCUCCAGCGCCGUGUGGCAGUCCUUCUCGCCCCGCACCGAGUUCCAGACCAAGAAGUUCCACUACGGCAGCUUCCCGGCGGACUUCCUGUGGGGGGUCCAGUCCUCGGCCUAUCAGGUGGAAGGGGGCUGGGACGCUGACGGGAAGGGGGCCUCAGUUUGGGACACCUUCACGCAGAGGAACUCGUCUGGGAUCCCGGAGAAGGCGACCGGGAACGUGGCCUGUGACAGCUACAACAGACUGGACCAGGACCUGGAGCUGAUCCAGGCCUCGGGGGUCUCAGCGUACAGCUUCUCUCUGUCCUGGGCCAGACUCUUCCCCCGCGGGGACGGAGACCACAACCCUGCUGGAGUGCAGUAUUACAAUUCCCUGGUGGACGGGCUGCUGAGGCUGAAGGUGGUGCCGGUGGUUAGCCUGCAUCACUGGGACCUGCCUCAGUCGCUGCAGGACCAUGGGGGCUGGAGAAACCGCUCCAUGGUCCAUCUCUUCACCCGCUACGCAGACUUCUGCUACCGCACCUUUGGAGACCGCGUCAAGCUCUGGAUCACCAUCAACGACCCCCUCAGCCUGGCCUGGAGAGGCUACGGGACCGGGGAGUUCCCACCUGGUGUGAAGGACCCUGGUGUGACCCCGUACCAUGUGGCCCACACUCUGCUCCUCGCCCACGCUGGUGCAUACCAUGCCUACACACCGUACCGCGUGUCUCAGGGCGGGUCGGUGAGUAUCGCUCUGAGGGGAGACUGGUAUGAGCCCCUGGACCUCACUGUCCCCCGGGAGCUGGAGGCUGCAGACAGAGGCAUGCAGUUCACUCUGGGCUGGUUCGCUCACCCCAUCUUUAGAAACGGAGAUUACCCGGAGGCCAUGAAGGAGGCUGUGGGCAACAAGAGCGAGCUGCAGAGGCUGAAGGAGACCCGUCUGCCCGUGUUCUCGGAGCAGGAGAUGCUCCAGGUCCGCGGUUCGGCUGACGUCUUCUGUCUGAUUCACCAAACCACAAGAAUCGCUAAGUACUCGACUCAGCGGCUGAAACCGGCCUCCUACCUGUACGACCGCGACCUGACUGAGGCCGAGCUCACGGACUACCCUCAGACCGAAGUCCCAGGGCAGAGGGCCGUGUCCUGGGGCCUCAGGCGGGUCCUGGCCUGGGUCCGGGACGAGUACGGAGACCCAGAGGUUUACGUCACAGAGAACGGAGUGAGCACCAAGAGAGACGAGGGAGACGAGGACACAGAGCGAGUGUUCUUCAUCCAGACCUACAUCAACGAGGCCCUCAAAGCUCAGAGCCUGGAUGGGGUGAAGUUGCGUGGGUACCUGGGAGCUCCUCUCAUGGACUCCUUUGAGUGGCUGCAGGGGUACAUCGUGGGUCAAGGUUUGCACCAAGUGGACUUCACCAAACCAGAAAGGCCGAGGACCAUGAAGACCUCAGCACACGCCUACCGCACCAUUGUCCAGAACAAUGGCUUUCCACCUGGUAGAGACCAGACCCCGAUCUACGGGUUCUUCAGAGAGGACAUGAUGUGGAGCACCGCCACAGCCUCCUACCAGAUAGAGGGCGCCUGGCGAGCGGACGGUAAGGGCCUCAGUAUCUGGGACACGUUCGCUCAUACUCCGCUGCGUGUUUCGGACGAUGACACCGGAGACGUGGCGUGUGACAGUUACCAUAGAUACGAGGAGGACGUUCGAAUGCUGAAGGAGCUCGGGGUGGGAUUCUACCGCUUCUCCAUCGCCUGGUCCAGAGUCCUGCCCGACGGCACAACAGCACACGUCAACGAGCCGGGGCUGCAGUACUACGAGAGGCUGGUGGACGCGCUGCUGCGGGAGGGCAUCAAGCCACAGGUGACCCUGUACCACUGGGACCUGCCUCAGUCCCUGCAGGAUGUUGGGGGGUGGGAGAACGUGACUGUGGUGCAGCGUUUCACAGAGUACGCAGACCUCAUGUUCUCACGACUCGGGGACAAAGUCAAGUUCUGGAUCACCAUCAACGAGCCCUACAUCAUCUCCAAUGUAGGGCACGGGUACGGGGCCGCAGCUCCAGGGAUCUCGUUCCGUCCCGGGACACUGCCGUACAUCGUGGGUCAUCACCUGCUGAAGUCUCACGCUGAGGCCUGGCACCUGUACGACCAGAAGUACCGACCCACUCAGAAGGGACAGAUCUCCAUCACCCUCAACUCAGACUGGGCUGAACCCAGGAACCCGUCCAAACAGGAGGACCACGACGCCGCCCGCAGGAUGGUGGAGUUCCAGCUCGGGUGGUUCGCUCAUCCUGUGUUUGUGGGCGACUACAGCCCCCUCAUGAAGACCAUCAUCGGCAACCGCAGCCUCGCCGCGGGACUACCCAAGUCCAGGUUGCCUGAGUUCACCCCAGAGGAGAUCAUUCGGAUCAGAGGGACUCAUGAUUACUUUGGCUUUAACCACUACACGACCAAACGGGCCUAUCCCCUGGAGUACGGCAACCUGCAGCACUAUGACGGAGACCGGUCGGCGGGGACCUUGGUGGACCGGGCCUGGCUGGACUCAGGCUCUGGUUGGCUCAAAGUGACUCCGUUCGGGUUCAGGAGGAUCCUAAACUUCAUCAAAGAGAACUACGGAGAUCCUCCUGUGGUCGUGACGGAGAACGGAGUGAGUCAGAGAGAGUUCAACAUGAACGACGAGCUGCGGCAGCACUACUACCAAGAGUACACCAACCAGCUGCUCAAAGGACAACCUGUUGAUUGUCUGGAGCAGAGGCUGCUUCAGUUUGGUGCAAACAGUUCCAGCCAAAGGCUUCAUCAGAGCGGACAGGAGCGAGUGCAGCUGCAGGAGGGCGAGCAGUACGUGGUCCUGGACAGUGGAGGAGGAACCAUCGACAUUACAGAUCAUGAAGUCCUUGAAGGGGAGCCUUCAAGAGCUGCAACAAAGCAUCAGGACACAACAAGGCGGCGAAGAGUGACACAGAGGUAUAACCAGUGUCUGAGAGAGUUCUUCUGUGGCGGUUGUGGGGAAGCUACGAGAGAGAGUUUCCAAGAGGCUCGCGAACCUCAGGAGGCCAUUAGAAGGGAGCUGUGGUGUUCGCACGAGACCAGGCGGUCAUCGCUCUGCAAGAGCGCAUUCACGUACGGCUACAUCAGCUGCGCAGAGUGUCUAUCCAGCGUCGUAUCAGAGUCGUAUCAGAGUCGUAUCGAGUCAUAUCAGAGUGUAUCCGAGCGUAGUAUCAGCGUCGAACAGACGGCCCCAUGCCGAGGCUUGGACUUAGGAACCAGACAGCCCCCUGACGAGGCUCUGGUGUUAGGAACCAGACAGCCCCACUUGACCGAGGCUCUGGACCUAGGAACAGACAGCCCCUCUGACCGAGGCUCUGGAUAUCGGACCCAGACAGCCCCACUGACGAGGCUCUGGACUUAG